Messenger RNA from Morchella importuna, 309 nucleotides. RefSeq lists its product as uncharacterized. The coding region runs from base 1 to 309 and encodes 102 amino acids. The transcript has a single exon. Lineage: Eukaryota; Fungi; Ascomycota; Pezizomycetes; Pezizales; Morchellaceae. The record is from RefSeq and is a predicted model, not a curated record.
AUGGUCUUCCUCUUCCACACCCAAAUCAUGAUGCUAAAAUCUCUGCAAAAGGAUGUAGCUGCACGCUUACGUGUACUUGAUAGGAAUAUCCGUGCGGUCGACCGUUUGAAUACUGAUGCAGCGUCUGGUCGUAUAAAGUCGAUCGAGGCCGGCGGUGCUGAGCUUAUAUUGCAGAUUGCGGAAAUGAAUCAGGAGAGAAGUGAGCUGGCGAGAAGGGAGGACGGCUAUAACAAAGCGAUCGCGGCGGGGGAGGAGACAGUUGCGGGAUUGUUAAGGACUAGUGGGUCCGAUACCGAGAUGGGGGAAUAG